CCACCACGGCUACUCUUUGUUUCGUCUAAUAACUGAUUUUGUCGUUCCAUUUUGGUACCAAAUCGUUUUUCUUCGAUUUAGGGUUGUUGAAUCGGGUGAAACAUCAUCUGGGUUCGACAAAUCUCUUUGCUUUUAACAAGAUUUAUCGUUUCUUGGUGGGGUUUUCAGCCAAAUCAAGUCCAUCUUUUUUCCCUCUCCCUUCUUCAAUUUUCUAGGGGUUUAGGGAUGAUCUCGAUUUGAGUUCCCCGAAUUUCACCCCUCUUUGUCAUUUUCUUGGAAUUGCUCUUCUGGGGUUUUCCUCAUUCUGGCCUUCCGCCAAUUUCGUUUCUUGGCAAUCACCGGUCAAAGACUCAGUCUUCUAGGACUUUUACUGGAAUCGUGUUCGAAAGUCGCAUAUCUCGAUAGGGUUGCUAGGGUAUAGUCGAUUUGGGUGACUCCAGAUUGAUUCUCCCUCAGGAUUCAUCGUCUCCUAGGUUUCCGCAGUUUCUUCCGACAAUGGCGGAGGACAAGAACGGAGGACAUCUGAGUGACGUCAGCGACUACUCGUCGGAGGACGAAGGGACGGAGGAUUACAGGAUAGGAGGCUACCACGCGGUGCGAAUCGGCGACACGUUCAAGAAUGGAUGCUAUGUGGUUCAGAGCAAGCUUGGCUGGGGGCAUUUCUCCACUGUCUGGCUCGUUUGGGACACCCAAAAAUCGCGUUAUGUAGCUUUGAAAGUCCAAAAAAGUGCUCAGGAUUACACCGAUGCAGCCAUGGAUGAGAUUAAAAUCCUCAAGCAGAUUGCAGAAGGAGACCCAGAUGAUAAAAAAUGUGUUGUGAAGCUUUUGGAUCAUUUUAAGCAUUCAGGUCCUAAUGGGCAACAUGUUUGUAUGGUCUUCGAGUACUUGGGUAAUAACCUCUUGUCCCUUAUCAAGUACAGCGAUUCUCGAGGGGUCCCUCUCCACAUGGUUAAAGAGCUUUGCUUUCAUAUGUUGGUUGGUUUGGAUUAUCUCCAUCAGGAGCUCUCUAUUAUUCACACCGAUCUGAAACCGGAAAACGUCUUGCUAUGUUCAAUGAUUGAUCCAUUGAAAGACCCUCGUAAAUCAGGUGCCCCUAUUGUUCUUCCAGCAACAAAGGACAAUACUGUUUCCGGGUCAGUCACGGAAAAGGAAACUAAAAGUUACUUGUAUAGUGCGGAUUUGACAAAGGAUCAGAAGAAAGAGAUCCGGAAAAAGGCUAAGAACGCAGCUCAAUGCGAUCCUAGGGAGAAAUCUUCAGAGGACAAUGAGAGAGAUUCUAAUGCCGAAGCAAGACCCAACGAGGACUCCACUGUAGAAAGGUCCCGAGACAGUUCUGAAACUAAGAAUGGGAGAGUAAAGGGCGAUGAAAUCACCGAGAAUGCUAGCACAAAGAGUCAGAGUAACAGGAGAGGAAGUCGUUCAACGAGGCAAAAGUUACUGGGAGCGGUAGAUAGCAAAUGCAAGUUAGUGGAUUUUGGGAAUGCUUGUUGGACGUAUAAACGAUUUACAAGUGAUAUUCAGACAAGACAGUAUCGGUGUCCCGAAGUUAUUAUCGGAUCAAAAUACUCGACAUCAGCAGAUAUGUGGUCAUUUGCCUGCAUCUGUUUCGAGCUGGCCACCGGAGUUGUCCUUUUUGAUCCUCACAGCGGCGAAAACUACGACAGGGACAAGGAUCAUCUGGCAUUGAUGGUGGAGCUUCUUGGAAUGAUGUCACGCAAGACUGCAUUAGGCGGUCGCUACUCUCAAGAUUUCUUCAACCGAUAUGGUGAGCUAAGGCACACAAGGAGGUUACGCUUUUGGCCGCUCGACAAGGUUUUAAAGGAAAAGUACAAUUUCAGCGAGCAAGAUGCAAACGCUAUGGCAGAUUUCAUCGUUCCGAUUCUCGAUUUUUUGCCCGAGAAGAGACCGACAGCCACUCAAUGCCUCACACAUCCAUGGAUUAAUCCUGGACCGAAUCUUCUGCGGCCGUCGGGUAAUCCAGAAUCCCUAGAAGAAGCAUUGGAUGAGAAGAUAGAGAAGGGAAAAGACGAGAUGGAGGCUAGUGUCAGAGUAUAGCCAUCGAGAGCUCAGAUGGUCGGAAGUCUUCUCGGGAUGUUCGAAAGUAAAAGACAGAGACAUAACCCGGAAAAAGGGUUCAUUUUUUGUUCGUUGGUCUGUUCCAUUCUGUUGGUUGGUUCAUUGCUUCUUCUUUCUCCACAUUACAAAUGCUGUUUUUCAAGGUAAAUAGGCGGCGUUAUGUCAAGUUGUGAUCAUGAGCUGUAUCUGUAUGUGUUGUCUUCUGGAACUCAGCAUUGAAACUGUUUUGUCUCUC
Molecule: messenger RNA, 2311 nt
Organism: Tarenaya hassleriana
Lineage: Eukaryota; Viridiplantae; Streptophyta; Magnoliopsida; Brassicales; Cleomaceae
Product: SRSF protein kinase 2-like
Exons: 4
Coding region: 496-2055 (519 amino acids)
Biological process (GO): regulation of mRNA processing; protein phosphorylation; spliceosomal complex assembly
Molecular function (GO): protein kinase activity; ATP binding
Source: RefSeq, a predicted model, not a curated record